Molecule: messenger RNA, 900 nt
Organism: Diaporthe citri
Lineage: Eukaryota; Fungi; Ascomycota; Sordariomycetes; Diaporthales; Diaporthaceae
Exons: 1
Coding region: 1-900 (299 amino acids)
Source: RefSeq, a predicted model, not a curated record
AUGGACGUGGAACGAUGGGAUCCUAGGCUGGCCACACCGCCGGAUGACCCCAUAGGACUAACCUCAGCGCCCCAAGACUCUGUGCUGCCUUCCGGCCCCACCCCGGCGAGCGAAGUAUCACAACCGCCAAACGGCUUGACCGAUCUCCUGGGUGGGCAAGACAGCCGGUCAUUCGUGGAACCGACAAGCCCUACACUGCAACUCGCCCACCACUCGGAACCGGCCGUCUGCCCCGGCAGCACAGCUGAGGACAGCAGCACCCUGCCCGAGUGCCGCUGCCUGCAGCCGGUGGUGUUCCUCAUCGACGAGCUCGAGGCAGGCCACAGCACGGUGGCGAGCCAGGGCCUGGACGCCGGCCUGGCGUCGCACAAGGAGGCCCUCCGCUACGGCCAGGCGCUGCUCGACUGCCAGCGCUGCAGGGGGCGCCCCGAGCACAUGGCCAUCCUCAAGUUCCUCACCGACAAGCUGGCCGGGCUGAGCGAGCAGAUCGUCGCCGAGUACACGGGGCGCCUGCUGCCACACCACACAGCGGCAGAACGCGACCCCGGCGCUGCUGGGGAGAUGCUUGCCGCCGGGGCUGGUGGCGCCGCAGACCGCGACAGCAGGAGCAACGGUGGCGCGCCGCCGUGGCCGGCAGUGCUGGGGAGCUACGAGGUGGACUCGCCGCGGGAGUGGGACGCGCUGAUCGGGGCCCUGAUCGGCCUGCAGCUCGAGGCGCUGCACUCGCUCGCCGACUCGAUGAAGGCGGUGUCGCGGUCGAUGCGCUGGGACGCCAUGUACGGCAGGGCGGCGGCCACGCAGAGGCGGAUCGCCCCGAUGCUGUAUCGGGUCCGGUCCUUGUGUCGCCCAGAGGGUGGUGGUGGUACCGUCGACGCCAUUGUCCCUCGCGACUCGAGCUAG